Molecule: messenger RNA, 26935 nt
Organism: Coregonus sp. 'balchen'
Lineage: Eukaryota; Metazoa; Chordata; Actinopteri; Salmoniformes; Salmonidae
Source: the annotation of a GenBank genome assembly
AUGGAGGGGAACAUGAUUACAGCAGGGACCGGAACCGGAGCUGGCGCUGUAACCAUGGUAACAGGUCCCACUGGCACCCCGGACCUCCAGGUUCUGACCCACAGAGUGAAGCUUCUAGAGCACAGCUUGAGAGACAACGUCAGCUCCUUCACUGAGUCAGAGAGCGCUCUGCACAACAGGUGAGGAGUAGGUGACAGAGAGACAGGGAUCACGUAUCACACAGCUACGACAUAUGGCCACAACCAUAUCACAUUGCACAUGUCCUGUUGUGCGAACAUGCAGCUUACCACACAGCAUUUUGCGUAGUAACAGACUAUUGGUUACCUCUUAGCAUGAUAUCACUGUUUGUGAGGUUUAUUUCAAACUUUCCAGUCAGUAAGGUAUGUGUGCACACUUGUACUUUCUCUUGGACUGAUGACAGGCAAAAACUAUUUGACAGUAAGAGGUCUCAUCUCUGUUGAAUGCUAAUGUAAUCCUAUGCUAGUCAUGUAAUGGUAUGCUAAUCAUGCAAUGCUAUGCUAACCAUGUAAUGCUAUGAGAAUGUCAUGUGAUCUAAUGAGUCACGUCGUCCUACUAUGCAGGAUCAGAGAGUUGGAAGUGUCAGAGCAGAGACUCCUACAGAAGGUGGAGGACCUCACUGCCAACUCAGUCCUCCACUGUCCCAGCAUGCCGCAGCGCCAGAGGCUAGACGAGCGGCUCCACGCACUCAGGGAGGAGGUACGCUCCAUGGUGAGAGACAUAAUUGAGAUUUACAUGAGCUUCAAUGAGGCAUAGCAAACAUACGAGUAAGCCUGUUGUAACUCAAGUAGUGUAAGCCUGUUAUAACUCAGGUAAUAGUGUAGUGUAAGCCUGUUGUAACUCAGGUAAUAGUGUAGUGUAAGCCUGUUAUAACUCAGGUAAUAGUGUAGUGUAAGGCUGUUGUAACUCAGGUAAUAGUGUAGUGUAAGUCUGUUGUAACUCAGGUAAUAGUGUAGUGUAAGUCUGUUGUAACUCAGGUAAUAGUGUAUUGUAAGUCUGUUGUAACUCAGGUAAUAGUGUAGUGUAAGUCUGAUGUAACUCAGGUAAUAGUGUAGUGUAAGCCUGUUAUAACUCAGGUAUUAGUGUAGUGUAAGGCUGUUGUAACUCAGGUAAUAGUGUAGUGUAAGCCUGUUAUAACUCAGGUAUUAGUGUAGUGUAAGCCUGUUGUAACUCAGGUAUUAGUGUAGUGUAAGUCUGUUGUAACUCAGGUAAUAGUGUAGUGUAAGUCUGUUAUAACUCAGGUAUUAGUGUAGUGUAAGUCUGUUGUAACUCAGGUAAUAGUGUAGUGUAAGCCUGUUGUAACUCAGGUAAUAGUGUAGUGUAAGCCUGUUGUAACUCAGGUAUUAGUGUAGUGCAAGGCUGUUGUAACUCAGGUAAUAGUGUAGUGUAAGCCUGUUGUAACUCAGGUAAUAGUGUAGUGUAAGUCUGUUUUAACUCAGGUAUUAGUGUAGUGUAAGCCUGUUGUAACUCAGGUAGUGUAGUGUAAGCCUGUUGUCAGUCAGGUAGUGUAGUGUAAGCCUGUUGUAACUCAGGUAAUAGUGUAGUGUAAGGCUGUUGCAACUCAGGUAAUAGUGUAGUGUAAGCCUGUUGUAACUCAGGUAAUAGUGUAGUAUAAGUCUGUUGUAACUCAGGUAUUAGUGUAGUGUAAGGCUGUUGUAACUCAGGUAAUAGUGUAGUGUAAGUCUAUAACUCAGGUAAUAGUGUAAUGUAAGUCUGUUGUAACUCAGGUAAUAGUGUAGUGUAAGUCUGUUGUAACUCAGGUAAUAGUGUAGUGUAAGCCUGUUGUAACUCAGGUAAUAGUGUAGUGUAAGUCUGUUGUAACUCAGGUAAUAGUGUAGUGUAAGCCUGUUAUAACUCAGGUAAUAGUGUAGUGUAAGCCUGUUAUAACUCAGGUAAAAGUGUAGUGUAAGUCUGUUAUAACUCAGGUAAAAGUGUAGUGUAAGCCUGUUAUAACUCAGGUAAAAGUGUAGUGUAAGUCUGUUAUAACUCAGGUAUUAGUGUAGUGUAAGUCUGUUGUAACUCAGGUAUUAGUUUAAUUUAAUGUAUUGUACUUUAUUGUAAGUAUAAGAAGAAGGAGAAUGUGCAUGUAUUAUAACUCUAUUGUAGCUCAGGUGCAUGUCAGACGUUAUUGUAAUCGCUCUGUCUCUGUCCCAGUCCCAGGAGAAGGAGCGUGGGGAUCGCGUGUGGAGGGAGAGGCUGCAGCGCUGCCAGGCCCAGCUCAGGGCUAAAGAAGAGGAGAUGGGCCGCCAGUCUCAGUACUUUGAGCACUUUAAGAGCCAGCUGCACCACAAGCUAGGCCUGGCUAGAGACAGAGAGCAGGGCCUGCAGACCAGACUCCACCAGCUGGAGAGACCGGUGCUGGAGAUGAACGUAUCUGCUGCCACCAACAUAGCCCCUGUCAACACAGCUAGCAUCAACUCCGUUACUGCAGCCAAUGUCAACCCCAUCAUGGUACCAACCUCAGGCCAACAGAGACCAGAGACAGAGAGACUGCCCCACCCAAGGGAGGAAGGAGAAGGAGAGGAGGAGGACGAGGAGGAGAAUAAACAGUCGAGACACUAUGGACAACCGCUCCAGCAGAAGCAGGGAGCGGAUGAUAGAGAAAUAGAGGGUGAAAGAGAGGGGGAGGAAGGAGAAGAGGGUGAGAGUCUGGGGGGUGAGGCUAGACUGAGAAGCUUCAUCUUCAGCCUCCAGGAGGACCUCAGGGUUCUGCUGGAGAGGGAGGAGCAGGGGCUGGCAGAGCAGAGGGGGCUGAUGGAACAGCUGCAGGAAGUGCAGGAGAACAACCACUUCUUGUCCUGUACGUUGGAGGAGAUGAGGACGGUGGUCCACAGGCUGAAGCUGACAGAAAGCUCCCUGAUGGAGGAGGUGGAGGAGCUGCAAGAGGAGAACCAGAGACUGUGUCAGAGGCUCAGCCAGACCCUGAGACAGACCAACCACAGCCUGGGUUCUACUGACCCCAGCCUCAGCCCUGCCUCUACCCCUAGCCUGGCUACCUCCCUGCCAAACACCCCUGCCCUGGGUCAACCACUUCCCUGCUCUGUGGACAACACUGACCCGGUGAGUGAUGACAUUAAAGUUUAUGUGGAGGGGACUCUGUAAAUCAGUCUAAGAGUUGAAGAGUUAAGCCUCAAGAAAGGGAAUGAUUACGAUUAUAAGCAAACCUUAUUUUAGGAUUGUAAAAUGGAUUAUAAUGUGAGAUUAUCAAAGUGGAAUGUUAAUCUGAUUAACUACAGAGGAACUAAAGAGUGUGGCUGGCUUGUGUGUUUGAGACUGGGCUCUGCUUUGUAUUGAGUCUCUAAUAUUUAGUGUUCAUCGUCUCUGCAGGUGAAGGUGAUCCCAGGCCAGUCAUCACUAGACACACCUCCCUCUGCUCACCACCAUGGAGCAGCAGAGAGGUCACAGGAAAACUCCACUCUGCCUCUGCCCCGGCCGGACCUCCUGAACCUCUCAGGCCACCGUAGCCAGAACCCCGGCCUCAUAUCCCUUGGCACUAAGAGCAUUGAGGGUCUGGGGGAGUUGAGCCUGGGGGACUGGUAUCCUGGUCCUGGGGGCUUAACCUCUCUCAACCUGGAGGAGGGGACGAGUGAGGAGACUGAGGCCCUGAGAGAGGCUUACAGGAGCAUGGGGGGCGACAUGGACUCACUCCGGGACCACAGGGACCAGCUGGAGAGCACGCUACGACACACACAGGACCAGCUGCACAGGGUGACCGAGGAGAACGCCCAGCUGAAAUGUAAACUCAGGGAGCAGGGAGAAACAGGGUCCUGCGAGGUGGAGCAGGGGUCCUCAUUUGUAGGCAAGAGCAUGUCAAAUGUCCAGGAAAACAAGGUGCCAACUCAAAAUCUAAUACCCCAGGGUAGCAGAGAGCUCACUGCAACUCCAACCCAGAAUGAUACUAUCCUGUUCUUAGCCCAGGAUGACCUGUCUCUGUAUGCCUUGGCCCAAGAUGACCUAGCCCUAGCCUUGAACCAGGAGAACCGGGCCCUGGGCAGGCAUAUCCAGGAGCUCCUAGCCCACAUAGAGAGCCAGGAGGGAGAGAGUGAAAGGGAGCUAGUCCAGCUCAGGAUGCAGGUGUCCCUGCUAGAGAGGGAGAGCACCAGGCUGGAGCAGGAGAACCAGGAGCAGGGAAGUCUCAUCACCGAGCUGACCAGGAAGAGUGAGGAUGACCUCAACACUAUCAUAGACCGGCAGGAGAGACGGAUCAAAAGCAGUCAGCUAGGCCUACAGCAGGGUGACCAUGGUUUGACCACUGAGUCAGAGUGCGGUCAACAGGGUGAGCAUGCGGUUGGCUCAGUGUACGCUCAACAGGGUCAACCCACGGUUGGGUUUGUGACCAGUCUACAAAGUGAUCAGACGCCAGGGUCAGUGAAUAGUGGUGUAUUACAGGUUGACCACACGAUCGAGUCAGUGUGUGGUCAACAGGAGGACCGUUUGACCACAGAGUCGGUGUGCAGGCUUAGAGAGGAGAGGGACGAGCUGAUUGGCUCUCUCAGUGAUCUCAAAGAGGAAAGAGAACAGGUAGCCCUCUCACUCAGCAGUCAGACAGAGGAGAAACACCAGCUAACACGCUCCGUGUGGGUUCUGAAAGAAGAACGCGACCAGAUCCAUAAGUCACUCUGCGGUUUAAAAGACGAGAAAGAACAGCUGACAAGGUCCCUCUGUGGUCUGAAAGACAAGAGAGACAAGGUCAUGCGGUCAAUGUGUGGUUUAAAAGAGGAGAGAGACCAGCUAGUUCAGUCAAUGUCUGGACUCCAGGAGGAGAGAGACCAGCUAGUUCAGUCAAUGUCUGGACUCCAGGAGGAGAGAGACAAGCUCUCGCAGUCUCUCUUCAGUCAAAAAGAUGAGAGAGACCAACUAAACGAGUCACUCCGCGAACUAGAAAAAGAGAGAGGCCAGUUGAUGCAGUCAAUGUGUGGUUUAAAGGGACAGAGAGACAAGCUAACACAGACACUCAGCCGUCUAGAGCAGGAGAAAGACAAGCGGUCAUCUCUCUGCCUACAAACACAAGAGAGGUGCCAGGUGAACCAGUUUGUCUCUGAUUUAAAAGAAGAGAGAGAGCAGUUAGUUCAGUCAAUGGAUGUUCUGAGAGAACAGAGCGAAGAGCUCACAGAGGAGAGAGACCAGUUGCAGACGGACGUCGCUGCUCUACGGAAUAAGCUGCUGUUACAGGGGCGGAGCCACAACCAGCAGCCCUCAGAGAACCAUGUUGGCAUGGCAACAUGCACAGAGGGUGUGGCUACAGAGAGAGGUGAUGGUGAUGUCACUCAGAGAGGUCUGGCCACAGUCUACUCCUACAAGACUAUCUGUCUGGGGCAGUCUGCACAGGUAGGAGCGAAUCUUUGUACUUGUGUGAGUUGUUAUGUAUCUUGGCACUGAUUAAUUUCUGUCAGUAGGAGCGUGGCAGGGUUGUGUGAGUUAUAGCAUAUACCUGUAUCCAGGACCACUUGGGAGAGAAAGAGGGGACAGACGUGGAGCAGAGUGAACUGAUGAGGGAGAUUGAGUCGCUGGGGUUAGAACUCAGAACGUCACGAGAGGUACUGGAGAAGAGCCAAUCAGAGGUGAGCUCUUCUUUCUUCCUGUCUUCUUGGCCAAUCAGAGGAGAGGUCAGAGGUCAGAACCAUGACUAGACAGAAUCUGUGAUUGCAGGCUCAAAGGUGGUACCGUGAGCUGGGUGUGUCUGAGGUCAGACGAGAGGAGGCUGAGAAGAGGGCAGUACAGGCAGCCAAUGAGGUGAAGAGGAUGAGAGAGGGAACCAAGGAGGUGGAGGAGACAAAGAGGGAGAACCACACACUAAGAGCAGAGGUAUGGAUAGAGAAAGUAUCCCUCUCACUAACCACAGUAGUCAUGUCAUGAUAACCCACUGGCUGUGUCUGUUGUUAGUUGGGAGAGGUGAAGAGCAGACUAGCGAGUCUGGAGAGAGAGAAGACCGAUGCUCACUCAUUAAGGAUCAAGAUUGAAGAGAAGUUCAGCUUGCUUCAGGCUGAACUCAAAGCCAAGGUGUGUGUUGUGUCAGGCUGAAUUCAAAGCCAAGGUGUGUGUUGUGUCAGGCUGAACUCAAGCCAAGGUGUGUGUGUUGUGUUGACUAAUUAUUUAUAUGUGUGUACUGUAUACCUGAAUUUGUGAUUGUUCAUUCACUGAGAUCUGUGUGUGUAACAGAGUGUUGCUCUGAAAGAGCUGAGUUCAGAGUACACAUCUCUGAAGAGAGAGCAGGGCAGCAGAGAGGACUGGAGCAACACACUCAUCUCACUGAGGGCGCGCUAUGAUGACAUCAGAGCUAAGGUAAACUACCUUUUGUCAGCUAAGAUAGGUAAAAUAUACCCUUAAGGUUACCAAUUUAGGUAGAAGUCACCCUUUUGCACCGAUCUAGGAUCAGCUUAAUAAUCUACUCUCCCUGAAUCCAGAGCCUUACCAUUAGGCAGAAAAUACAAAACGGACCUUAGAUCAGUGUCAAGGAGCAACUUCAUCAUACUCGGAUAAGACCACAGCUCCCUGCUUAGAGUGAUGUUUGUUCAAAGACAUGCAGAAUUAAUUGUAUUGGAAGAGAGCUUUUACGAUAUCAAAAGAGCUGUAUUUGUGGUCAGUGUUUUUGGUUUACUGUAAUGUUUUUUGUUAUUUCCAGUGUAUUUAGUCUAAUGGCUGUGACUCUCCUGACUCUCUCCAGUACAAUGUUCUCCUGAGAAAGAGUCAGACGGAUCUGGACAUAGCUCCUUUAAAGGUGAGGGGGGUGGAGAAUGGUGGUAGUCUGUUGGUCUGGUUUGAUACAUGGUUGUUUGGAGCUAAUAGAAGAUUUGGUGUUGGACUUGUUUUGACUGACAGCUUUUGUAUCCAAUGUCAGGCCAUGCUGUCAUGAUUUGGUUUUGAUUGACUGAUGAUCUGUCCAAUGACACGCCAAGCUGUCAUGUUUUUGUUUUGAUUGACUGAUGCUUGGCUUGUCCAAUGACAAGCCAAGCUGUCAUGAUUUGGUUUUGAUUGACUGAUCAUCUGUCUAAUGGCAGGCCAAGUUGUCAUGUCUGGUGGUGAAGUGCCAGCAGAGGAACAGUCUACUGGUGCAGUUGAUGCGAGCCCUGCGUCGGUAUGGCUGCCUGGACUACAAUCUGACCCAGGAGGCUGAGGACCUGCUUAACGACACAGCACUGCAGGACUACGCCAGCACCUUCACACCCCCAUCCACUGCAGCUCUGCAGGAGAACACCCACCUUUUCCCACCUGCAGCCUCAGAACGACCGGAGCGCUCACAGACCUCUCCUGCAGCAUCCACAGCACAGGUAAGAGUUACAGUAACACAGGAGUUUUCAAACCUCUCCUUGGGGACCCCCAGCGGUUCCAUGUAUUCAAACUAAUCCACAGCUAGUACAUCUGAUUCAACUUGUCAACUAAUCAUCAAGCCCUUGACUACUUGAAUCAGUUGAGUUAGUUCAGGGAAACAACACAAUUGUGAAACGUUUGGGGGUCCCGAGGAGAGGUUUGAAACCCACUGCAGUAACACACCAUACCACUGCACUGAACCACUAACUCAUUUUAGUACAGUGUAAUACAGAAAACAUACCUCACACCAGCUGAAGGGGUUUAUAACAUAACACACCCAUGUAAGGGGUUUCCCAUGUCAUCUCUAAGGGGUUGUGCUCUCUUCCUAGGAGCUGGGUAAAGCUGUGUCUGAAGGCAGUGGGAGGGAACACUUCAGAGUGUGUGUGGCCACAGCAGACUACUGCCCCUCUCCGAACAUGCCUCACACUCUACUGCCAAUGGUAGUCUGAUUUAGAAAUAUUACAACUCUCAGUUUCUGUGGAGCAUCGUAUUGAUGCAUAUAACAACAUUAUAACACAUUAUAUCUUGUUGCUUUAGUGUUGCAUGUCUUAUACAGUAGGCUUAUAUUAUCCACACAUUUCUGUUACAGCUUCCCCUUUCUGCGGGUGAAUCAGUCCAAGUCACUGGACUCCCAGACAGACGUGGGAUGUACCAUGCCGAGGUGAAAGGGGAGUUUGGCCUGGUCCCUGUCCGUUUCUUAGAGGAGAAUGGGAGACCACUCAUCCUGACUCCCCCCUCGCCAGAGAGAUGUGCCAGUCUGACUAGGAAGUUGACCAGUCCGGAGAAGAUCAUCAACCUUCACCAGCAGCUACAGAAGACUCUCUCCAACAGCUACCAGGUAGGCCUAUAGUACAGCUUUAACAAACUCUACGCUACCUACCUGCACACAAGUCAUUUUUUAUUUAUUUAACCUUUAUUUUGACAGGGAGUCAAUGCUGAGACCAGAUGAGCUCUCUAUAGCACCACAAUACACAUCAAAAUACAAUAAACACAUUAAACUACACAUUCAUAUACACAAUAAAAUAAAAAACACACAUGUUAAAUAUUUAGUAACUUUAUUGUUCACAAAGGAAACUUCAGUUGUAGUAGAAUUCAGUACAAAACCAAACAAUGCUAACCUGGCUUGAAGGACCGCAAAUGUAUAUUGUUUAUGCACAAAGUCCCAGUAUAGUCUACACUUCAAUGUCACCCAUUCUUGCCCAUUCUCUCCCUAGGUUUUCCCUUCCAAGACCAGCCCCCAGGUUUACUCCAGUCCCCCUCCAGGCCAGGGGAACUCCCCAGGAUACCCCAACCCUGCUGCCCCCAACCGACCCAAACAUACCCUCAUAACAACUACCCCUAUUAUUAUUACUACUACUACUCCCCUAUCUACCACUGCCCCCACUAGAACUACCAGUGAUGGUGCUACCUCUUCUAAGCAGACCCCAAACAGAGCACAUCCAACUACUAACCCUCCUGUCCACACCACCACCACUGCCCUUAGCAUUAGCAGUGCUAAACAACCCCUCUCUAAAACUGGCUCUACUGCUGCUACCUCCGAUGCUACUACCCCUGUUAAUACCCCUCCUACCGCUAUGGCCCGGACUGUUAAAGCACAAACUACCACUGCCUUGUGGAACACUGCCUCCACCAAAUCUGCCCCUCCAACUAUUACCCCUGAAACUACAGCCCCCACCAAAAUGGCCCCCAUCACUACUGCUCUUCCUCUUGCUGAGUUGUCACAACUGCCUGGUGAGGACCAUUGUAUCAAGAAGCCCCUCUCCAACUGCCAACCUGAACAAGCUAAACCAACCAAACCCAGAGCUAUACCAGGUGCAGUAGCCCACACAAUACACACUGUUGACUGUACACUUGACGGAAAGCACGCGUCUGAUUGUCUUUGGUCCCGCCGCUUUUAGAACCUCCAGCUGAGGUGGGCUCUGUUGAGGUCAUCAGGAUGGUGGGACAGAGCAGCCUCAUGAUUGGUUGGGAGAGACCGCCACUUGAUGAGCUGGGCUGUAGCAACGGAACCUUUGUGUAUGGAUACAGGGUAGGCUGCUCCUCUCGCCUUGGAUACAGUAGAAUGUAAAUAGAGGGUUUGGGUGUUGUUCAUUCUGUGCUCUGUGUAUGUUGUGCUUCUCUCUCUCUCUCUCUCUCUCUCUCUCUCUCUCUCUCUCUCUCUCUCUCUCUGUCUCUGUCUCUGUCUCUGUCUCUGUCUCUGUCUCUCUCUCUCUCUCUAAUUUAAUUUCAAUCUAAUUUAAGGGGCUUUAUUGGCAUGGGAAUCAUAUGUUUACAUUGCCAAAGCAAGUGAAAUAGAUGAUAAACAAAAGUGAAUGAAACAAUAAAAAAAUUAAUAGUAAACAUUACACUCACAGAAGUUCAAAAAUAAUAAAGACAUUUAAAGUGUCAUUAUGUCUAUAUACAGUGUUGUAAUGAUGUGCAAAUAGUUAAAGUAUAAAAAUAAAUCAACAUAAAUAUAGGUUGUAUUUACAAUGGUGUUUGUUCUUCAGUGGUUGCCCUUUUCUUGUUGGAACAGGUCACAAAUUCUGCUGCUGUGAUUGCACACUGUGGUAUUUCACCCAAUAGAUAUGGGAGUUUAUCCAAAUUCUAAUAUGGUCAUACAUUUGGCAGGAGGUUAGGAAGUGCAGCUCAGUUUCCACCUCAUUUUGUGGGCAGCGUGCACAUAGCCUGUCUUCUCUUGAGAGCCAGGUCUGCCUAAGGCGGCCUUUCUCAAUAGGAAGGCUAUGCUCACUAAGUCUGUACAUAGUCAAAUAUUUCCUUAAUUUGGGGUCAGUCACAGUGGUCAGGUAUUCUGCCACUGUGUACUCUCUGUUUAGGGCCAAAUAGCAUUCUAGUUUGCUCUGAUUUUUUGUAAAUUCUUUCCAAUGUGUCAAGUAAUUCUCUUUUUGUUUUCUCAUAAUUUGUUUGUGUCUAAUUGUGUUGCUGUCCUGGGGCUCUGUGGGGUCUAUUUGUGUUUGUGAACAGAGCCCCAGGACCAGCUUGCUUAGGGGACUCUUCUCCAGGUUAAUCUCUCUGUAGGUGAUGGCUUAGUUAUGGAAGGUUUGGGAAUCGCUUCCUUUUAGGUGGUUGUAGAAUUUAAUGGCUAUUUUCUGGAUUUUGAUAAUUAGCGGGUAUCGGCCUAAUUCUGCUCUGCAUGUAUUAUUUGGUGUUUUACAUUGUACACAGAGGAUAUUUUUGCAGAAUUCUGCAUGCAGAGUCUCAAUUUGGUGUUUGUCCCAUUUUGUGAAUUCUUGGUUGGUGAGCGGACCCCAGCUCUCACAACCAUAAAGGGCAAUGGGUUCUAUAACUGAUUCAAGUAUUUUUAGCCAGAUCCUAAUUGGUAUGUCGGAUUUUAUGUUCCUUCUAAUGCAUAGAAGGCCCUUCUUGCCUUGUCUCUCAGAUCAUUCACAGCUUUGUGGAAGUUACCUGUGACGCUGAUGUUUAGGCCGAGGUAUGUAUCGUUUUUUGUGUGCUCUAGGGCAACGGUGUCUAGAUGGAAUUUGUAUUUGUGGUCCUGGCAACUGGACCUUUUUUGGAACAUCAUUAUAUUUGUCUUACUGAGAUUUACUGUCAGGGCCCAGGUCUGACAGAAUCUGUGCAGAAGAUCUAGGUGCUGCUGUAGGCCCUCCUUGGUUGGGGACAGAAGCACCAGAUUAUCAGCAAACAGUAGACAUUUGACUUCAGAUUCUAGUAGGGUGCUGCAGACUGUUCUAGUGCCCUUGCCAAUUCGUUGAUGUAUAUAUGUUGAAGAAGGUGGGGCUUAAGCUGCAUCCCUGUCUCACCCCACGGCCCUGUGGAAAGAAAUGUGUGUGUUUUUGCCUAAUUUUACCGCACAAUUGUUGUUUGUGUACAUACAUUUUAUAAUGUUGUAUGUUUUCCACCCAACACCACUUUCCGUAAAUUUGUACAGCAGACCCUCAUGCCAAAUUGAGUCAAUAGCUUUUUUGAAAUCAACAAAGCAUGAGAAGACUUUGCCUUUUGUUUUGGUUUGUUUGUUUGUCAAUUAGGGUGUGCAGGGUGAAUACGUGGUCUGUUGUACGAUAUUUUGGUAAAAAGCCAAUUUGACCUUUGCUCAGGACAUUGUUUUCACUGAGGAAAUGUAUGAGUCUGUUGUUAAUGUUAAUGCAGAGGAUUUUCCCAAGGUUGCUGUUGAUGCAUAUCUCACGGUAGUUAUUGGGGUAAAAUUUGUCUCCACUUUUAUAGAUUGGGGUGAUCAGUCCUUGGUUCCAAAUAUUGGGGAAGAUGUCAGAGCUAAGGAUGAUGUUAAACAGUUUAGCCAAUUGGAAUUUAAUGGUACAGCCUACCAUUAUCAUUUAAUUGAGGACACCAUCAACACCACAGGCCUUUUUGGGUUGGAGGGUUUGUAUUUUGUCCUGUAGUUCAUUGAAUGUAAUUGGAGAAUCCAGUGAGUUCUGGUAGUCUUUAAUAGUUGAUUCUAAGAUUUGUAUUUGAUCAUGCAUAUGUUUUUGCUGUUUGUUCUUUGUUAUAUGGCCAAAAAGAUUGGAGAAGUGGUUUACCCAUACAUCUCCAUUUUGGAUAGAUAACUCUUCGUGUUGUUGUUUGUUUAGUGUUUUCCAAUUUUCCCAGAAGUGGGUAGUCUAUGGAUUCUUCACUUAUAUUGAGCUGAUUUCUGACGUGCUGUUCCUUCUUUUUCCGUAGUGUGUUUCUGUAUUGUUUUAGUGAUUCACCAUAGUGAAGGCGUAGGCUCAGGUUUUCUGGGUCUGUAUGUUUUUGGUUAGAUAGGUUUCUCCAAUUUCUUUCUUAGGUUUUUGCAUUCUUCAUCAAACCCUUUGUCAUUGUCGUUAGUUUUCUUUGGUUUUCUGUUUGACAUGUUUAGAUCUGAUAGGGAAGCUGAGAGGUCAAAUAUACUGUUUAGGUUUUCCACUGCCAAGUUUACACCUUCACUAUCACAGUGAAAUGUUUUUUCCAGGAAGUUGUCUAAAAGGGCUUAAAUUUGUUGUUGCCUAAUUGUUUUUUUGUAGGUUUCCACACUACUUUCCUUCCAUCUAUAGCAUAUCUUAAUAUUAUUCAGUUCCUUUGGCUUUGAUGCCUCAUGAUUGAGUAUUACUCUGUUCAAGUAGACUGUGAUUUUGCUGUGAUCUAAUAGGGGUGUCAGUGGGCUGACUGUGAACGCUCUGUCUACAGUACUACUGCCAAGAGAUGAGCUAUAGGUGUACCUACCAUAGGAGUCCCCUUGAAGCCUACCAUUGACUAUGUACAGUCGUGGUCAAAAGUUUUGAGAAUGACACAAAUACUAAUUGUCACAAAGUCUGCUGCCUCAGUUUUGAUGAUGGCAAUUUGCAUAUACUCCAGAAUGUCAUGAAGAGUGAUCAGAUGAAUUGCAAUUAAUUGCAAAGUCCCUCUUUGCCAUGAAAAUGAACUUAAUCCCAAAAAACAUUACCACUACAUUUCAGCCCUGCCACAACAGGACCAGCUGCCAUCCUGUCAGUGAUUCUCUCAUUAACACAGGUGAGAGUGUUGACGAGGACAAGGCUGGACAUCACUCUGUCAUGCUGAUUGAGUUAGAAUAACAGACUGGAAGCUUUAAAAGGAGGGUGGUGCUUGAAAUCAUUGUUCUUCCUCUGUUAACCAUGGGUUACCUGCAAGGAAGCAUGUGCCGUCAUCAUUACUUUGCACAAAAAGGGCUUCACAGGCAAGGAUAUUGCUGCUAGUAAGAUUGCACCUAAAUCAACCAUUUAUUGGAUCAUCAAGAACUUCAAGGAGAGAGGUUCAAUUGUUAUGAAGAAGGCUUUCAGGGCGCCCAAGAAAGUCCAGCAAGCGCCAGGACCAUCUCCUAAAGUUGAUUCAGCUGCGGGAUCGGGGCACCACCAGUGCAGAGCUUGCUCAGGAAUGGCAGCAGGCAGGUGUGAGUGCAUCUGCACGCACAGUGAGGCGAAGACUUUUGGAGGAUGGCCUGGUGUCAAGAAGGGCAGCAAAGAAGCCACUUCUCUCCAGGAAAAACAUCAGGGAUAGACUGAUAUUCUGCAAAAGGUACAGGGAUUGGACUGCUGAGGACUGGGGUAAAGUCAUUUUCUCUGAUGAAUCCCCUUUCCAAUUGUUUGGAGCAUCCAGAAAACACCUUGUCUGGAGAAGACAAGGUGAGCGCUACCAUCAGUCCUGUGUCAUGCCAACAGUAAAGCAUCCUGAGACCAUUCAUGUGUGGGGUUGCUUCUCAGCCAAGGGAGUGGGCUCACUCACAAUUUUGCCUAAAAACACAGCCAUGAAUAAAGAAUGGUACCAACACAUCCUCCGAGAGCAACUUCUCCCAACCAUCCAAGAACAGUUUGGUGACGACCAAUACCUUUUCCAGCAUGAUGGAGCACCUUGCCAUAAGGCAAAAGUGAUAACCAAGUGGCUCUGGGAAUAAAACAUCGACAUUUUGGGUCCAUGGCCAGGAAACUCCCCAGACCUUAAUCCCACUGAGAACUUGUGGUCGAUCCUCAAGAGGCGGGUGGACAAACAAAAACCCACAAAUUCUGACAAACUCCAAGCAUUGAUUAUGCAAGAAUGGGCUGCCAUCAGUCAGGAUGUGGCCCAGAAGUUAAUUGACAGCAUGCCAGGGCGGAUUGCAGAGGUCUUGAAAAAGAAGGGUCAACACUGCAAAUAUUCACUCUUUGCAUAAACUUAAUGUAAUUGUCAAUAAAAGCCUUUGACACUUAUGGAAUGCUUGUAAUUAUAAUUCAGUAUACCAUAGUAACAUCUGACAAAAAUAUCUCAUAACACUGAAGCAGCGAACUUUGUGAAGAGCAAUACUUGUGGGCCUCUGUAGCUCAGCUGGUAGAGGACGACGCUUGUAACGCCAAGGUAGUGGGUUCGAUCCCCGGGACCACCCAUACACAAAAAUGUAUGCACGCAUGACUGUAAGUUGCUUUGGACAAAAGCGUCUGCUAAAUGGCAUAUUAUUAUAUUAUAUUAUAUUAUAUAUUAUAUUCUCAAAACUUUUGACCACGACUGUACAUACCAAGCGUGUGACAGAGCUGCAGGAGUUGUGACCCGUUUUUGUUGGUUAUGUUGUCGUAGUUGUGCCUAGGGGGGCAUAUGGGGAAGGGAAUGCUGUCACCUCCAGGUAUGUGUUUAUGCCCAUGUGUGCUGAGGGUGUCAGGUUCUUGUCCAGUUCUGGCAUUUAGGUAGCCACAGACUAGUACAUAUCCCUGGGCCUGGAAAUGAUUGAUUUCCCCCUCCAGGAUGGAGACGCUGUCUUCAUUAAAGAAUGGGGAUUCUAGUGGGGGGAUAUAGGUAGCACACAGGAGGAAAUUUUUCUCUGUUGAGAUAAUUUCCUUUUGAAUUUCUAGCCAAAUGUAAAAUGUUCCUGUUUUGAUUAAUUGAAUAGAGUGAGUUAGGUCUGCUCUAUACCAAACUAGCAUACUCCCUGUUUCACACCUGGUCGUUUGGUGGAUGGGACUACCAGCUCCCUGCAAGCUAGAGGGCAACCAGUGGGUCCAUCUCCUCUAUACCAUGUUUUUUGUAGGAUGACAAUGUCUGUCUUUCUGAUUUCUUUGGUGAAGUCCAGGUUCCUGUUCUUUAGGCCAAAGGCCUUGAAUAUUCCAGGAUGAGAUAGUGAAGGCUUUGUGCUCCAUUAAGUGUCCAGUGUUAGUCGUGUGGUUUGGCCUCAGACCAGUAUGUGUGAGCAGAGCCUGCUGAGCAUCUGGUACAUGCCAUUGGCUUGGGCUAGUGUAAAAGUGGGGGUUGGGCCUGUUUGCCUGCUCAUGACCUGGGCAUAUGUGUGACUUUCAUGUUGAGGCCCUCUUUGCGGGAGUGGGGGGCAUAGGGUGGGCAGGAGGGGCAUAGGUCUGAUCUGAGGGGGCUUAAAUGGGGUGUGGGCAUAGUUGACUUGUGGGGGGGGGCGGGGGUUGAUGUGGUUGGUGGUGCUGUGGUUAGGAUGUAGGUCCUCACGGCGUGGGUCCUCUAUGUGUAGGUCCGGGUGGAGGUUCCGCUGGUCUGGGCAGGGUGUCUGUUGAUAUGUUGCUCCUAUGUGAGGUGUUGGGGCUACGGUUGAGGGCGAUGUCCUUUAGGGUCCGGGCGAAGGUGGGCACUGUUGCCUUGUAUAGGUGGACCUGGUCGUAAAGGCUGUUCAAGUCCAGGGUGGAGUGGUGGGACAGGUAGACAUUUGGUUUUGAGGUACAGUCAUGGGAAAUACUUGCGUUUACCCACUGUAUGGUAGCAGGGUGGAAGUAUUUUUGUGGUAGCAGGGUGGUGGAGAUAACCACUUGUGCAUUGGGGAAAGUAGAAGAAGCUUUUUCAAUCACUCCCUUGAGUGCUGUGGCCACCCUUUCCUGCUGUGUUCUCAGGUCAUUUGUGCCUGUGUGUAUUAUUAUGUGGCUGGGUGACCCAAGUUGGUCCUCAGUCAGAAGGUCUAGGGCACACUGGGUGUUUGGACACCAGAGUUUAGACACUGUGUGUUUGGGAAAAAGUUUAUUUUCUUGUAUGUAUUUCCCAUUUGAGUCCAUGAGGAGUACAAUAUGUGGCUUGUGUAUGUCCUCAGUGGGUGUGGGGGGGUCGUCAGGAGGGCUAUCAAGGGUGGCUGACAGGGGAGUUGCUCAGAGAGGGUGGGAUCCCCUGGGCUUGGGGUUCUUCAUUUAUUUGCCCGGCUGUGAUGUCGAGGCUAUGGUCAGGAUCUGAGGUGGGCUGUUCUGCUGUCUUCUCUGCGGGGGUGGCCAGCUCUCUACUGGGUUGUUCUCUGUCACCCGCCAUCGUUCUCACCUUCUCCUCCAGCACUCUGAUCCUCUCCUCUAGUGCUUUGUUCUUCUCCUGCUCCUGCUCUUUCUCCUGUUGAUGUUGUCUCACCACAGUCCAGAGUGCAGUUAUGUCUCUCUCCACCUCCAGCUCUCCGGGCCUGGUUGAGGGGGUGUUGUUGAGCUGGACAAUUUUUUGUGCUGACUGGAGUGUGUUCACCUGCUGUUCCAGCUCCAUCUGCCUUACCUCCAGCUGGGUGAAUGUGUACUUCAUUUCAAUGAGGGAGUAGUACUCUGUGCUAGGAGGUUGACUUUCCACUUGGGGUUGCUCGUCUGUGGGGUUAUAUAAUGAAGAGGUCUGGUCUGACCCGCUCGGGGUGGGGGUAUCUUUCUCAAGGGAGCGCUUCUCCUGCUGAGGUAUUUCUUUGAUUAGGUGAAAGUCCAGCUGAAACUGUUUGGGGUUGCCCUGUACCAUUACUGUUCCAGACUUAUACAGGUUGACAUUGGCUGACUCAGAGUCCUCAUUGUCUAGUAUCCUGAGUUUCAACCCAUCGCUAACACCCCUCCUCUUAACAGAGGGGUAGUGUGUUAAUAUAGCACUGCGCCAUGCCAGGGGAUUGUAUGGGUGGAAGAUUAAGUUGCUUAUGUUCCAUUUUUAUAAUAGUCAGCAAAAAGUGUUUCUUGAUUUUCCAUAAGGAGGUUCUUUUUGUACUCUUUUCGUGCCUUAUCAUUUUUAACAUCCAGAGGGUACUGUAUGCUAAUAAUCUCUGUGCAGCGGGAGGGGGCUUCAAAGGCCUCUGCAUUUGGGUGGGGUAGGCUGUGGAACUCUCCGGCCAUUGUUGGGCUCAAGGGCUAUGACACCUCUCGCUUCACACCUCAGUGCUAAUUGAAGUUGCAAUCGGAUAUGUACUGUCCUAGCAAGCUUGGUAGCCUUAACUUAGCAUUCAGGCCUUAUAUAUAUAAUAUAUCAUUAUAGUGUAUUUUUCUUCUUGGUUGUAAAAGUAGCUUCGGACUAAACAUUACUCACUCAGUUCCAGGUUGGAUGGGGUUUUCUAUUGUUUGUUUGACAGAGCAUUUGCUGUAUAGAUUGGAAGUAGGAAUCUCUGGUAGUAGGAAUCCUUACAGGUAAUUUUGUCAAAAAUCAGGUUUUAGGAUUGGAGUUUUGAUUUUGGAGUGAAGGUAUCCUGUGUAUGUCCUUGCCAAAAAAUCCAAGUUUAUCUAACUCUAAAUCUAUCUUUUUGUAAAAACAUGCCGAAAAAUGCGGGAGCUCAUCUGCUCAUCUGCUCUCUCUCUCGCUCUCUCUCUCUCUCUCUCUCUCUCUCUCUCUCUCUCUCUCUCUCUCUCUCUCUCUCUCUCUCUCUCUCUCUCUCUCUCUCGCUCUCUCUCUCUAUCUCUCUAGAUCUAUGUAGAAGGGGAAUUCCACAAGUCUGUCAUGAGCUCUGCAUGCACUAAGGUACAGUGUUAAACGGUCCUUUGACAACAUGCUCCUCCUUUCCUCCUCUUUCUUUCUCCUCUUCCUCCCCUCCUGCCCUAAUGAUGUAAUAAUAUGUAUCCCUGUGUGUGGUGUUUCUACGUAUCAUGAGUUGAAUGGUUGAAGAUGACAGUGUGUAUCUGUCCUCUCUCUCAGUGUAUUCUGGAGAAUCUGGAUCUGUCCGUUCCGGUCCACAUCAGUGUUCAGACCCUGGGCUCCAACGGUCUCUACGCAGAGAAGGUCCUCCUCAUCUACAGGGGAAAACACACCCAGUUUAGGAUAGACCACACCCGUGUCAACACAGCUUCUGCUGCUCCCUGCACAGACCCUGCCUACCCAGACUGCAGAACUCCGCCCACACACCGACACAGUGGCUCCACCCAACCAGUGAGUUCUACAGACAUGCCCACUUCCAAAUUGACACACCCACCACGUGAUCACUUUUGCCCUGACCUUGGGGUGCAACUUUCCCAAAAUGUACCCUGGUUUUCAAGAAAUCCUGGUUGGAAGAUUCCUGGAAUUUUGAAGGAAUAAAUAGGAAAUACAGGAAUCCUCCAGACAGGAUUUUGGGAAAUUUAUCGGAAUUUUGCAACCUUACACUGACCCAACCUUUUCACCUUUCAAUAUUUUACUACAGAUUUUCACUCUAGAGUUGAAAGCUUACUCACCAGACUCAGAAACUCAAACAGUCAUGAUGUGUGCCUUUUCAGUUACUGUGUUUCAUUGAAAUCUGCAUGAAAUAAUGAAAUGUGAUCCAUUCAUAAUUCUCUACAUUUACAGUCAUGUGUGUGUGUGUACUCUGUGUGUAUGUGGCGUGCCCUUCAGUUUGUGGCCAUCUAUAACUACAACCCUCUGAGGGACAGUCCUAACCUCCACCCCAGCAGAGAGCUGGCCCUGAGAGAGGGAGACACCGUCAUGCUGCUAGGCAACCCACGCAACGACGGCUUCUGUCAGGCCGAGGUGGGCCAAUCAACAACAUCCAGGCAGCAGUCAUUUACCAAUGAACUUUCAGCAUCAGCUUGUAGCUUGUACCUCUUUAUAUCAGAUCAUCAGGUGUAUGUACAUUGAACAGAUCUGUGUCUGAGAUAUUGAACAGACUACUAUCUAAACAGACUACUAUCUAAACAGACUACUAUCUAAACAGACUACUAUCUAAACAGACUACUAUCUAAACAGACUAUUAUCUAACAGACUACUAUCUAAACAGACUAUUAUCUAACAGGCCACUAUCUAAACAGACUACUAUCUAAACUGUGUGUUGCAGAUGAGUGCUACUGUAGAUAGCUUGCUGAGUGACUGUGUGUUUCAGGUGAAUGGCAGACGAGGUCUGGCUCCUGUGGCGUUCCUAGAGGAAGUUCCUGUUCCAGACAGACAUGUAAGCCCCGCCCCUCCCCAAUAUCCUCCUGAGAGAGGACCAGGUGAUAGGCCACUGUGACUGCCAAUCAGAGAGAGAACAAGAUGAUAGGCCACUGUGACUGCCAAUUAGAGAGAGGACAAGAUGAUUGCCCACUGUGACUGCCAAUCAGAGAAUGCUUCCCCACAGAGAGAUUAUAGUGGCCAGCGUUAAUGACAUCAUUAAACACUACCUGCCUGUGACACAAAUGUUUCAUAAGUGCUCCCUGCCCAAAGUCAUUUCAAAUGGAAGACUACAGUAGAGCACCAGCCUAAAUGUUGGAAGGACAUAUGUGUGUGGCCCAGUUUGACAUUGUGCUUCGAUGGACAGUUGCUUAUAGCCUACAUCAUGCUCACUGAGAUUGUGUCGAAUCAUCUCUAACUGUGCUUAAAAAUCCCCACUGUUCUGUGUGUAACCUCUCGUGGACAGACACACGUAACAUAACUGGUAUCGUAACGCCUGUCAACAGACUGUGGGAUGCGACGACUAACAAGGAACUUUGUUCCGAUGUGCAGAUUUUUCAUCACUGAUCAUUUUGGACAAAUCCGAUUUCGCAUCUUUCGAAUUUCGGAAGGGGAGGGGACAUUUGGCCCGUAGACUUGCCUGUAACUUGUAAAGGGGGGUGGAGCUACUGCCCUGCUUCCGCUACUUGCUCUAGUCUCUUUUUGAACACAUCUGCCCCCAGAACUUAAUCGAGUAUCUGACGCAAUUACGCAAGAUUGUAAUUCUGGGUUUCCAAGAUUAUUCUGUAUGUGACAAGUGUCAAAAAUGUCAAAGGUGGGCCUAAAGGAUGUGACAACCUGUCUGACAACCUGUCUAAUAUCAAGUGAUAGUGGGUUACAUGGUAAUAAAGCAAGGCCAUUUUACUGGAUCUUUUAUCAAGCCAAAUAUGAAAAAAGGAGGUCCAUACCAAAGACUUUGAUAUUUCAGUUCCUUGUCUUUAUACACUGAACAAAAAUAUAAACGCAAUAUGUAAAGUGUUGGUCCCAUGUUUCAUGAGCUGAAAUAAAAGAUCACAGAAAUGUUCCAUACACAAAAAUUCUCUCAAAUUUUGUGCACAAAUUUGUUUACAUCCCUGUUAGUGAGCAUUUCUCUUUUGGCAAGCUAAUCCAUCCACCUGACAGGUGUGGCAUAUCAAGAAGCUGAUUAAACAGCAUGAUCCUUACACAGGUGCACCUUGUGCUGGGGACAAUAAAAGGCCACUCUAAAAUGUGAAAUUUUGUCACACAACACAAUGCCACAGAUGUCUCAAGUUUUGAGGGAGCGUGCAAUUGGCAUGCUGAUUGAAGGAAUGUCCACCAGAGCUGUUGCCAGAGAAUUGAAGGUUCAUUUCUCUACCAUAAGCCACCUCCAACAUUGUUUUAGAGAAAUUGGCAGUACGUCCAACCGGCCUCACAACCGCAGACCACGUGUAACCACGCCAGCCCAGGACCUCCACAUCCAGCUUCUUCCCCUGCAGGAUCAUCUGAGACCAGCCACCCGGACAGCUGAUGAAAGUGUGGGCAUGCACAACCAAAUAAUUUCUACACAAACUGUCAGAAACCGUCUCAGGGAAGCUCAUCUGCAUGAACGUCGUCCUCACCAAGGUCUUGACCUGACAGCAGUUUGGCGUCGCUGGAGAAGUUUGCUCUUCACGGAUGAAUCCCGGUUUCAACUGUACCGAGCAGAUGGCAGAUAGAGUGUAUGGCGUUGUGUGGGCGUGCAGUUUGCUGAUGUCAACGUUGUGAACAGAGUGCCCCGUGGUGGCGCUGGGGUUAUGGUAUGAGCUGUCAUAAGCUACAGACAACGAACACAAUUGCAUUUUAUCGAUGGCAUUUGCAUGCACAGAGAUACCGUGACGAGAUCCUGAGGCCCAUUGUUGUGCCAUUCAUCCGCCGCCAUCAUCUCAUGUUUCAGCAUGAUAAAGCACGGCCCAAUGUCGCAAGGAUCUGUACACAAUUCCUGGAAGUUGAACAUUUCCCAGUUCUUCCAUGGCCUGGAUAUUCACCAGACAUGUCACCCAUUGAGCAUGUUUGGGAUGCUCUGGAUUGACGUGUACGACAGCGUGUUCCAGUUCCCGCCAAUAUCCAGCAAUUUUGCACAGCCAUUGAAGAGGUGUGGGACAAAAUUCCACAGGCCAAAAUCAACAUCCUGAUCAACUCUAUGCAAAGGAGAUGUGUAGCACUGCAUGAGGCAAAUGGUGGUCAUACCAGAUACUGACUGGUUUUCUGAUCCACGCCCCCAUCUUUUUUUGAAGGUAUCAGUGACCAACAGAUGCAUAUCUGUAUUUCCAUAGAUUAGGGCCUAUUGAAUUUAUUUAAAUUGACUGAUUUCCAGUAAAAUCAUAGAAAUUGUUGCAUGUUGCAUUUAUAUUUUUGUUCAGUGUAUUUACAAAAGUCAAUCAUGGUUGUUCAUCAAAUCAUAAAUUUGAUUGAAGUUUGAGAUGUUCUUCUACUGUAGAAUCUAAUCACUCUAUGAAGUCAUGUCAUUCAGAUGGAUAGAAGUUUAUCACUGAUAUAUAUAUUUUUAGAUUAUUAAAGAACCUGAGUUAUGCCAUUGGGAUGUACAGUACUUUAUGUGUGCCUGUGGGUAUCAAUCUCCUUUCAUUUCCUCAGUCUCUGUCUAACUGAAGUUAAUAACGUUUUACUUUUCCGUUCUGAUCUGAAAUAGAGAAAAUACAUUCUGUGUGAGACACGUGACUACUUGUCCUUCCUCUGAUUGUGGGAACGGCCAUGUGGCCACAAAUGUAUUUUUAUAUCACUGUGCAUAUGAUGUAAUUAGAUUUCCUAAUGAUUUAUUUAGACUGUAUUAAGAUAAUAAAUGUUUAGAUGACAUCACAUAUAGUAGCAUGUCCUGUAUUUUCUGGAUUAUACUGCGAUGUACUACCUUAAAUUUUCCACAAGAUGGCAGUCAUUGCAAAUUUGCCAGCAUGUUACUCUCAAUAGCCAAAUAAAUACUCACCAUAGAAAUUCUAUACACAUUCUAUUUGUCUGUGCUUUUUACAGGUGUUAUUGCUGUGAUGGCAUUGAAAUAAUUGAUAUCAAAACUCCCACUGUGUGUUGCGUACAAACACUUACAUGUAGAUAUGUUAGGGAAAACUCACACACACACACACACACACACACACACACACACACACACACACACAAGCAUUGGAGGCAAGAGUGGCUUAAUAACCACCUGCUGUGGUCUGCUGCUGUGUGAAUUCCUCAUAGAGUAAAACCCCACAGCUCAGCAGAAAGAAAGUGUUUGUGUGAAUGGGGAGAGUGGCUCAAUAGUCCCUAAACACAGAGGAGAUAAGAACACAUCCUCAAACCCAAACACGAACAAAUGCACAGUUGGACGACCACAGAAAGGAGUCCUAUGAGGGCCUGCUGAACUGCAGCAUACAUUUUUUGACUUAAAAAUUAAUUAUAUAUACCUAUUGAUUCUUGAAUGAUAUAACUUUGAAAUUCCUCAUGAGCUUAGUUCAAGACUAGUGCAGCUGUCUGUAGAGCUGUCCACUCCACUGUUGCAGCCUAGAGAGAAACCAUAGACCCUGGAGACACUUAUUACACACACACACACACACACACACACACACACACACACACACACACACACACACACACACACACACACACACACACACACACACACACACACACACACACACACACACACAUCCCACACUCCUAGCACAGGGUGUGUUUGAAGGUUGUUGUUUACAGGCUGUUUACUCCCUGUAUGGAGACUACUGUAGUGAAAACCACAGGGUCGUAACGUUGUCUUUAUAAAACACACCCGGGACAACAGAGCAGUGUAGAACCCUCUUCUACUGGAGUUAAUGACCUACAUAUUAGUGUACUGAAGGCUGAUUUAUUGAAGACAUGCUUGUUAUUCACUUCAUGUUGGUCAGUUGAUAAUCUUACAGGAUGGCAGAGAGAGAUGAGGAGGAGAAAUUGGUGGCGAUAUGGAUUAAUUGAGUUGUGUACGCUUCACUACUCAUGCAAAACCUUGUGCAUGUGUUUGUACAGUGGGGAAAAAAAGUAUUUAGUCAGCCACCAAUUGUGCAAGUUCUCCCACUUAAAAAGAUGAGAGGCCUGUAAUUUUCAUCAUAGGUACACGUCAACUAUGACAGACAAAUUGAGAAAAAGAAAUCCAGAAAAUGACAUUGUAGGAUUUUUUAUGAAUUUAUUUGCAAAUUAUGGUGGAAAAUAAGUAUUUGGUCACCUACAAACAAGCAAGAUUUCUGGCUCUCACAGACCUGUAACUUCUUCUUUAAGAGGCUCCUCUGUCCUCCACUCGUUACCUGUAUUAAUGGCACCUGUUUGAACUUGUUAUCAGUAUAAAAGACACCUGUCCACAACCUCAAACAGUCACACUCCAAACUCCACUAUGGCCAAGACCAAAGAGCUGUCAAAGGACACCAGAAACAAAAUUGUAGACCUGCACCAGGCUGGGAAGACUGAAUCUGCAAUAGGUAAGCAGCUUGGUUUGAAGAAAUCAACUGUGGGAGCAAUUAUUAGGAAAUGGAAGACAUACAAGACAACUGAUAAUCUCCCUCGAUCUGGGGCUCCACGCAAGAUCUCACCCCGUGGGGUCAAAAUGAUCACAAGAACGGUGAGCAAAAAUCCCAGAACCACACGGGGGGACCUAGUGAAUGACCUGCAGAGAGCUGCGACCAAAGUAACAAAGCCUACCAUCAGUAACACAUAACACACUACGCCGCCAGGGACUCAAAUCCUGCAGUGCCAGACGUGUCCCCCUGCUUAAGCCAGUACAUGUCCAGGCCCGUCUGAAGUUUGCUAGAGUGCAUUUGGAUGAUCCAGAAGAGGAUUGGGAGAACGUCAUAUGGUCAGAUGAAACCAAAAUAGAACUUUUUGGUAAAAACUCAACUCGUCGUGUUUGAAGGACAAAGAAUGCUGAGUUGCAUCCAAAGAACACCAUACCUACUGUGAAGCAUGGGGGUGGAAACAUCAUACUUUGGGGCUGUUUUUCUGCAAAGGGACCAGGAUGAGUGAUCCGUGUAAAGGAAAGAAUGAAUGGGGCCAUGUAUCGUGAGAUUUUGAGUGAAAACCUCCUUCCAUCAGCAAGGGCAUUGAAGAUUAAACGUGGCUGGGUCUUUCAGCAUGACAAUGAUCCCAAACACACCGCCCGGGCAACGAAGGAGUGGCUUCGUAAGAAGCAUUUCAAGGUCCUGGAGUGGCCUAGCCAGUCUCCAGAUCUCAACCCCAUAGAAAAUCUUUGGAGGGAGUUGAAAGUCCGUGUUGCCCAGCGACAGCCCCAAAACAUCACUGCUCUAGAGGAGAUCUGCAUGGAGGAAUGGGCCAAAAUACCAGCAACAGUGUGUGAAAACCUUGUGAAGACUUACAGAAAACGUUUGACCUGUGUCAUUGCCAACAAAGGGUAUAUAACAAAGUAUUGAGAAACUUUUGUUAUUGACCAAAUACUUAUUUUCCACCAUAAAUUUGCAAAUCAAUUCAUAAAAAAUCCUACAAUGUGAUUUUCUGGAUUUUUUUUCCUCAUUUUGUCUGUCAUAGUUGACGUGUACCUAUGAUGAAAAUUACAGGCCUCUCUCAUCUUUUUGAUGUGGGAGAAGUGGGAGAACUUGCACAAUUGGUGGCUGACUAAAUACUUUUUUUCCCCACUGUAUGUACAGUGCCUUCAGAAAGUAUUCACACCCCUUGACCUUUUCCACAUGUUGUUGUGCUACAGACUGAAUUUAAAAUUGAUUAAAUUGAGAUUGUGUGUCACUGGCCUACACUAAAUACCCCAUAAUGUCAAAGUGGAAUUAUGUUUUUAUAAAUAUUUACAAAUUAAUAAAACAUUUAAAGCUGAAAUGUCUUUAGUCAAUAAGUAUUUAACCCCUUUGUUAUGGCAAGCCUAAAUAAGUUCAGCGGUAAAAUUGUGCUUAACAAGUCACAUAAUGAGUUGCAUGGACUCACUCUGUGUGCAAUAAUAGUGUUUAACAUGAUUUUUGAAUGACUACCUCAUCUCUGUACCCCACACAUACAAUUAUCUGUAAGGUCCCUCAGUCGAGCAGUGAAUUUCAAACACAGAUUCAACCUCAAAGACCAGGGAGGUUUUCCAAUGCCUCGCAAAGAAGGACACCUAUUGGUAGAUGGGUAAAAAAAAAGCAGACAUUGAAUAUCCCUUUGAGUACAGUGGCUUGCGAAAGUAUUCACCCCCAAUGGCAUUUUUCCUAUUUUGUUGCCUUACAACCUGGAAUUAAAAUUGAUUUUUUGGGGGGUUUGAAUCAUUUGAUUUACACAACAUGCCUACCACUUUGAAGAUGCAAAAUAUUUUUUCUUGUGAAACAAACAAGAAAUAAGACAAAAAAACAGAAAACUUGAGCAUGCAUAACUACUCACCCCCCCAAAGUCAAUACUUUGUAGAGCCACCUUUUGCAGAAAUUACAGCUGCAAGUCUCUUAGUGUAUGUCUCUAUAAGCUUGGCACAUCUAGCUACUGGGAUUUUUGCCCAUUCUUCAAGGCAAAACUGCUCCAGCUCCUUCAAGUUGGAUGGGUUCCGCUGGUGUACAGCAAUCUUUAAGUCAUACCACAGAUUCUCAAUUGGAUUGAGGUCUGGGCUUUGACUAGGCCAUUCCAAGACAUUUAAAUGUUUCCCCUUAAACCACUCGAGUGUUGCUUUAGCAGUAUGCUUAGGGUCAUUGUCCUGCUGGAAGGUGAACCUACGUCCCAGUCUCAAAUCUCUGGAAGACUAAAACAGGUUUCCCUCAAGAAUUUCCCUGUAUUUAGCGCCAUCCAUCAUUCCUUCAAUUCUGACCAGUUUCCCAGUCCCUGCCGAUGAAAAACAUCCCCACAGCAUGAUGCUGCCAGCACCAUGGUGUUCUCGGGGUGAUGAGAGGUGUUGGGUUUGCACCAGACAUAGCGUUUUCCUUGAUGGCCAAAAAGCUCAAUUUUAGUCUCAUCUGACCAGAGUACCUUCUUCCAUAUGUUUGGGGAGUCUCCCACAUACCUUUUGGCGAACACCAACGUGUUUGCUUAUUUUUUCUUUAAGCAAUGGCUUUUUUCUGGCUACUCUUCCGUAAAGCCCAGCUCUGUGGAGUGUAUGGCUUAAAGUGGUCCUAUGGACAGAUACUCCAAUCUCCGCUGUGGAGCUUUGCAGCUCCUUCAGAGUUAUCUUUGGUCUCAUUGUUGCCUCUCUGAUUAAUGCACUCCUUGCCUGGUCCGUGAGUUUUGGUGGGCGGCCCUCUCUUGGCAGGUUUUGUCCCUGACCUGUUUGGAGAGGUCCUUAGUCUUCAUGGUGCUGCUUACUUGUAGUUAAUCCACAAUACUAACCUAAAUGACAGGAUGCAUGUUUGGGAAUAAAAAUAUUCCUAAACAUGCAUCCUGUUUGCAAUAAGGCACUAACUGCAGAAAAUGUGGCAAGGAAAUUAACUUUAUGUCCUGAAUAUAAAGUGUUAUGUUUGGGGCAAAUCCAACACAACACAUCACUGAGUACCACUCUUCAUAUUUUCAAGCAUUGUGGUGGCUGCAUCAUGUUAUGGGUAUGCUUGUCAUCGGCAAGAAUUAGGGAGUUUUUUUGGGAUAAAAAGAAACGGAAUAGAGCUAAGCACAGGCAAAAUCCUAGUGGAAAACCUGCUUCAGUCUGCUGUCCAAUAUGUUUUUACUUUGUCAUUACUGGGUAUUCAUUUUGAAUUCAAUCAAGGGGUAUUAAUACUUUCUGAAGGCACUGUAGGUUUGUGUGUGUGUGUCUGCUUGUCAGUGACUGCAACAUCUGGGCCCCGGCCCCACUAGGGAUUCUGGGACAUGCUGUGUGACGCAGACAGACACCUCUGGAACCUUCCUCACAGCGUGUGUGUGUUUAUCUGCACAUGUGUGAAAGUAUGUUUAUAUGAAUGAGAGCAUAUCUUUGUCAAUUACAGUGUGUGUGUGUGUGUGUGUGUAGCAGGGCAGACAUACAGCUGUCAGCAGGGUGCCCCCAGGAGAGGAAGAAGAGGGGGAUGAGGAGGAGGGGAGGUAUAUGGUGGGGGGAUGUAGGUCCCACAGGGACUCCAUCAAACCCAAAGUGAUGUGUCCCGAGGGGGAUAUGGAGACUGAGUGUCUGGAGCGCCAGUUCAAACCCUCCAGCCAGAGCUCGCUGCUCACACCCAGCAGUCCAGCUCCCAAA